Letharia columbiana is the source of this 345-nucleotide messenger RNA. RefSeq lists its product as uncharacterized. NCBI's taxonomy places the organism in Eukaryota, Fungi, Ascomycota, Lecanoromycetes, Lecanorales, Parmeliaceae. The coding region runs from base 1 to 345 and encodes 114 amino acids. The transcript is spliced from 3 exons. The record is from RefSeq and is a predicted model, not a curated record.
AUGGAACCCAGGAAUGAAGCACUUCAACAAGAGACCAUUGCCACGUUGACACUGCACUUCAAGUACAACGAUCUCACGAUGUCGCAACCCAAAGCCUUCAACGAGGUAAGUCAUUCGGGCAUCGAUGCUGUCAGGCAACUUAUUCAGCUCGAAAUCUUCAUCGGAGCAUGGGCGGAGAUGACUGCUCAUUCAAACGUCGUCCGCAAGACUCAUGUCAGACGGACGGAACUUGAUACCGCAUAUUUCGCCAAGGAACGGCUGGAGAAAGUCGGAUUGGGGGGCAGAUACAGUGACAAUGGGAUUUGCGUCUAUGGAGUCUGGCUGGCCAUGUCUGCGUGGAGAUAG